AUGGCUUACCGUGUAGAAGUAGAAUGUGGCUCCACUGGUGUAGGGGAUCAGCUCGCUGUUGUUGGGGGCAGCCCCGAACUUGGGGAUUGGAACCCCAGCAAAGCAAUCCGACUUGAAACAUCAGCCGCCACUUUUCCAAUCUGGGCUGCCCCGAUACCGGCAGCUUUCCUUGGCUGCGAAUUCAAGUUCAUCAUUCUACGAUCUGAUGGACAGAUCACUUGGGAGGAGCUGCACAAUCGCAGUUGGACCCAGAGGGCUGUCGGGGCGCUUCCUGGCGCUGUGUUGGCCUCGUCGUUCAAUGUGGACGAGUUGCAGAUCCGCCAACCACCCACCGGGCCCACCGGGCAGCGGAUUCAGCUCCAGCGGACAGAUACCCUAAGGACAGAAAGCGAUAGGACCAUUAGCUUCAAGGCGACCGUGUCCGUCUCGCAGGUGCCUCACCUGGGGGAAACGGACUUGAAAAGGGACUUGUGGUGGUCACAAGAGGACUUUUCAGACUUCCUGAAAGUACGCUUGGCCCUUGCAAACGAGUACAAAGAGGCUGUCAAACAUCAGCGUCUUCGAGCCAGUGGUUCGUGGGACAUCCAGGAUCCUACAUUGCGUCAAGAAUCGAGACGAGGACUGGGACUGGGACGUAUAAAGCUCCGUCAGAACAACACGCGAGCCUACCUGGCUUCAGUGGUUAACGAGCAGUCCAGGCAGAGACGAGAAGCGAACUGGGCUCCCAGCUUCCAACUAGAUGAUGUAAAACUUUCGGAAGUGGCCAGAAAGAUAUCCAAGAGUGAUGUGGAAUAUUCAGUCCAGCGUGCAGAGAGAGAUCACGUGGAUGUUUGCAAGGAGAUCGAACUGCUGAAGAAGCUGCAGGAGGAGGUCGAAGAUGAGCCCUGCUGCAUGGAGCAGAUGGAGCAGCCUGAGCAGGAGCCCAACCCGCCAACCUCCGACGAUUCCGAUCAAGGGUCCCCGGCCAAUGGGGGGUUCGGCAUGAAGCGCGUUCCGUCCAUUGCGCUGGUUGACAGAGAGGAGGAGCAGGGCGACGAAGACGAUGAUGGUGUCAGUGUGGCCUCAUCCGUGAGACCACCAGACAACACGAAAGGUUUUGGCAUUUCAAGAGAAGUGCUCCACGAUCACGGACUUCGUGCAACAGGGCGUAAGGACGACUCAGUGUGUGAGAGCAGCAACAGGAGAAGUAUGUCCCACACCGAUUUGGCAAAUGCCAAGAGUUUGAGGUGA
This is a messenger RNA of Symbiodinium sp. CCMP2456, 1230 nucleotides long. The record is from the annotation of a GenBank genome assembly. NCBI's taxonomy places the organism in Eukaryota, Dinophyceae, Suessiales, Symbiodiniaceae.